Messenger RNA from Nicotiana attenuata, 1404 nucleotides. RefSeq names its product heparan-alpha-glucosaminide N-acetyltransferase-like. The coding region runs from base 1 to 1062 and encodes 353 amino acids. NCBI's taxonomy places the organism in Eukaryota, Viridiplantae, Streptophyta, Magnoliopsida, Solanales, Solanaceae. The record is from RefSeq and is a predicted model, not a curated record. The transcript is spliced from 11 exons.
AUGCAUGUUCGGUUUGGAGCCCCGAGGGCUCAGGUGCACAGAGGUUUUGUUCUUCGCAUUCGCGUGGUUCCNUAUCUGACAAUGGCUUGUAGAAUUUCUAUUGGUUAUCUAUUUGCUUCAAUUCUGGAAAUUUGGCUUGCCAAUGAUUAUCCUGUUGAUUCAGCAAAGGCAUUCGUCAGGAGAUACUUCUUUCAAGCGGUGGCUGGAACCUUAAUUGGUUUAUCUUACCUUAUUUUGCUGUAUGGCCUCUAUGUUCCAGAUUGGUUCUUUGAAAUAUCAAGUCUUAACAUGGAAUCACCAGUUUCAGGAUAUGAAUUGAGUACUCAAACUGUUAACUGUGGAGUGAGGGGCAGUCUUGAUCCUCCUUGCAAUGUGGUUGGUCUGAUUGAUAGGCUUCUUCUUGGUGAAAAACACCUUUAUCAACGUCCUGUCUACAGAAGAACCAAGGAAUGCAGCGUCAACUCUCCUGAUUAUGGACCUCUACCAUCAAAUGCACCUGGAUGGUGCCUUGCUCCAUUUGACCCUGAAGGAAUGUUAAGUUCUUUGAUGGCCGCCAUUACAUGCCUUGUGGGCUUGCAUUUCGGCCACAUUCUUGUGCAUGUUAAAGGUCACAUGCAGAGGGUAAUCUUUUGGUCCGUAUUUUCUGUCUUUCUAACAAUUGUAGGAUAUGUGUUGGAGCUUGCAGGUGUUCCUCUUUCUAAACCUCUUUACACAUUGAGCUAUAUGUUCAUCACGGCUGGAGUAUCCGGUUUGCUCUUAGUAGUUCUUUAUUACCUUGUUGAUGUCAAAUGUUUCAGGAAGCCAUUUAUACUAUUUCAGUGGAUGGGAAUGAAUGCUCUCAUCCUCUAUGCUUUGGCUGCUUGUGACCUCUUUCCCGCAGCCCUACAAGGUUUCUAUUGGUAUUCACCUGAAAACAACUUGGUUGACAUCACAGAAAGGUUCCUUCAAGCAGUAUUUCAUUCAAAGAAGUGGGGUACUCUGGUAUUUGUGAUGCUUGAGAUACUGUUUUGGGGCUUGGUUGCUGGAUUCCUUCAUGCAAAAAAGGUUUAUGUAAAGCUAUGAAGUUGCUGACGGAAAUGCUUUUUGCACUGAGUGGGUGCCGCGCUCUCUUGAUCAUGCCCAAAUGUUUCAAAAGCAUGCAUUCAGUGAGUUCUUCUGCAGCAAAUCCAGAAGAUAACUCAGAUUCUCAUAGCAUUAUACUUUACUGUCCUCAUGGCAUGUAUAUAGCUGUGGAUAAUUUAUUACUGUAGAAUGGUAGAUUAUGAACAGUUUCCAGCUUUCUCCUCGUGUAGUUAUGCCAUUACAAUGUGCUUCUGGAAGAUAUGUAUUUACUAUUUAGUCCUGUCACAAGAUGACAUCACGUUGUAAAUUACAAUAUCUAGCUCUCUUUGUUCUUCUCUUCUA